Molecule: messenger RNA, 1758 nt
Organism: Funneliformis mosseae
Lineage: Eukaryota; Fungi; Glomeromycota; Glomeromycetes; Glomerales; Glomeraceae
Source: the annotation of a GenBank genome assembly
AUGGACGAUAAUUACCGAGAAACGAUGGUCAAAUCUUUGAUAAUUACAUACUGGAAUCGCAAAAAUGUUUCGAAAAGCGUCGGCCUAUACGAUUGUCUCAAGCAAACGCACAAUAAAUUUAAACUGAAGUUGAAAGACAAACCAGCGUUCAAUAGAUUCUACAAAGAACGAAUUAACUUUAUAGCUCAAUUGCCUUCUGUCAAUGUACAUCUAAAAAAUAAAGCAAAAUCAGAGCAAAAUGACUUCAGAUUAAAUUCAACUUCUGAUAAAGUCAAUGACUUUUGGGAAGAGAUAGAAAGAAUAGACAAGGAGAAUAAAGUCCGAAAAGAAUAUAGAUCUUCGAUAGAUCAACAUUUGCGAGAAGAAAAAAAAUAUUUAAGUACAGUUCACCUCAAGGAACUACAGGAAGAUGAUGCUAUAAAUGAAGUUUAUGACGCAGAGGAAGAAAACGUUAGUACAGGAUAUAAAAGUGAUGAAGAUGAUGACCUCGACAUGGCAGAAAAUAUUAACAAUUGUUCUGAAACAAAUCGAGAAAAUAGUGAUGAUAAUAAAGGUUUUGGAGAUUCCGUGAUACCAGUUUAUGCGGACACUUUUGCAGAAAGAUUAGAAUGCCAACCAUCUUUGGGGCGUACUAGACGCUGGAUCUUACCCAGCGGAACAGAUGUUUCAGAGGUACUGGAGGAAUACGUGAAAACGGUUCCAGGAUGUCAAAAAUGCCUAAACCCCGUUUAUUGGGGCAUUCUAGACCUCACAGGUAAUCAUCCUGAGACGAAGUCGUUAUUUUCGGAAAAAGACUGGUCAGAUAUGGUUAAAAACUUUGAAGAAGAAGUUAGACUUUCGAAAACAACUGUUUCAGAUGCCGUGUAUUAUUUUUUUGAUGAAAUUGAUGAGAUCGUUAAGAAACACGAAGAUCCUGUAAUGGAAAUCGAUAAGUUCUUUCCGGAGAAGAUCGAAGAGAAGUAUAAUAUUAGAUUAAGCAUGGAAGAAAAAAGACAUAUUAUUUCCCUGAAGCAUGUCGUUAUCUCAUACAUUGAAAACCUUGAAAACUUAGAAUUACCAAUUUCGGAACAAGACUUUGACAGCUCUUUUUCUAACUUGCUUAUGAAAAAGUUUCUUGAUCAAAAGGAAGUUAAAAUUGACGUAGGAGAAAUAUGUUGCUGGGCAUCUGCACAACGCCGAAACAAAGGUCGUUCAGUAGUUCUACGCGCCAGGAUAGGCCAAAAAUGCGACUUUAAAGCAACAUUAAAGCAUAGUAUUGACAAAUUAGAAGCCUUAAUUGGCCUUCGGAGUGGAGGGCUUCCAGAGACCUAUCGGAAAAAGGUUAUUGAAGAUAAUAUUGAUCUGGCUGUUACUAUGAGAGAUAUUUUGUACAUGUUUUUUAUUUCAAACGAAAAUACUCCGGACGAUAAUUUACACCAAACAUUUAUACUUGGGAUCCAAUCUUGGGGGUGGACCCACGAUAUUUAUGGUAUGGAUUGUAAGGCAACGAAAGUUUGCAGAUUAGGGAGAUUACACAGAACCAAAAUGCCAAACACUUCUAGGACAGUCGCUUGUUUAGAAGACUUUUAUUUCGCUAUGUUGAGUGUGAAGAAUACCCUUAAAGAUAUUUGCGAACACGCUAAUAAUAAUGUUGCACUGGCCCAAGCUCGGGCACAUCGUAAUUUAAAAAGAAAAAUCGAUGAAGAAUCUAAAGUUGGAGGCUGCUUUGGAAGUAUUAAAUCAACGCCGAAGAAGGUUCAGACUGAAGAGAUAAUUUAG